Molecule: messenger RNA, 4706 nt
Organism: Aureococcus anophagefferens
Lineage: Eukaryota; Pelagophyceae; Pelagomonadales; Pelagomonadaceae
Exons: 6
Coding region: 1-4227 (1408 amino acids)
Biological process (GO): regulation of membrane potential; potassium ion transmembrane transport
Cellular component (GO): membrane
Molecular function (GO): voltage-gated potassium channel activity
Source: RefSeq, a predicted model, not a curated record
AUGCGCAACCUCGGCUUCGAGGGCGAGGAGUCCGACUUCGACGACGCCGCCAAGGCGCGCCGGUCGACGUUCAUGCAGCGCGCGCGGACGUCGACGUGGGAGUCGAUCAAGCGCGUCGCGAUCUCGCCCGCGGCCAAGGAGGCGGAGCGCGGCUCGGCCAUGGAGGUGCUCGAGAACUUCAUGCACACGGGCCUGAGCCGCAUGCACCGGCGCCAGAGCCUCGACGUCGCCGGGAAGCCGGGCGGCGGCUGGGGCCGCGUGAGGGAGUGGAAGUGGCUCGUCAGCGAGGACUCGUCGACGCGCAUCAACUGGGACAUCUUCGUGAUCCUGUGCAUCCUGUGCUACGUCUUCGUCAUGCCCCUGCGGGUCGCGUUCUCGACGACGUCCGCGGCGGACUUUUUGCACGCGCGGGGGCGGUGGCUCUGGGUCGAGUUCGCGCUCGACGUCAUCUUCAUCGCGGACGUGUGCCUGAACUUUCGCACGUCGUUCCGCCUGAGCUCGGGCCGCGUCGUCGAGGACUCGCGGCUCAUCGCGGAGCGCUACCUCAAGUCCUGGUUCCUCGUGGACUUCGUGAGCUCGCUGCCCAUCGAGGUCGCGACGUUCGUGCUCCAGUCGCACCUCACGCGCGACACGGAGUCGACGCUGAAAUUCGUGCGCAUCCUGCGCAUCCUGCGCUACACGAAGAUCAUCCGGGUCAUGCGCCUCGUGUCCAAGCACGGCCGCCUGCUCAACUCGACGCUGAACCCGGGCUACAUCCAGCUCUCGCGGCUCGCCGUCAUCGUCCUCGGCGCGUGGCACUACGUCGCGUGCGCGUACUGGAUCGUCGCGCGCGUCGAGGGCUUCUGCGACCCCGACGUGCCCGACGACCUGGCGCUGUCCCUCGCCGAGGGCUACCGCCUCUGUUUGGACCGGUACCGGGGCUACCGGCGCGCGGGCUUCCGCCAGCAGUACACGCAGGCCUUCUUCUGGGCCGUGCAGGUGUCGACGGGCAUCGGCAAGGACAUCAUCCCGCGCACGUCCCUCGAGGUCGCCUUCACGACCGUCAUCAUUUUAUGGGGCAUGCUCAUGUACGCGUCGAUCAUCGGCGCGGUGUCGUCCGCGGUCGCGGUGCUCGACGCGACGGGCAUCCAGCGGUCGCGGAAGCUCAGCGCCGUCAAGAGCUUCCUCGUGCAGCAGAACGUCCACAAGCACCUCCAGCUCGAGAUCAUGAACUACUACACCUACCUGCUCUCGCUGAACACGCGCGACUCCCAGGCGCUCUCGGACCUGCCCGUGACGCUCCGCAUCAAGCUCGAGCUGUCGCUCAAGCAGGAGUCCGUGGACCAGGUGCCCCUCUUCCACAAUCUCGACGCGGCGUGCAUUCUGUCCAUCGUCCACCACCUCAAGAACUGCGUGUCGCUCCCGAGCGAGAUCCUGUACGCGGCGGGCGCCUUAGGCGACCGCAUGUUCGUGCUCGAGCGCGGCGCCGUCGUCCUGAGCGUGCCGCGGAACAUGAACCACUUCAUGGCGCUGCGCAAGGCGCAGCAGCGCAAGAAUCGGUUCAAGGCGUCGCGCGAGGACCGCAAGGAGGGCGAGCCGAUCGAGCUCGACCGGUCGCGGUCGCUGCCCGCGGAGCCGUCGGGCCCCCGGCGGAAGCGGCGCAACUCGAGCCUGAGCGUCGCGCCGCCGCCGGCCCAGGUCCAGGACGACCUCGCGGACUGGCGGAAGACCAUGUCCGAGUUCCUGACGGCGUCGGUCUACAGCGACCUCGACAACGUCGUCAUCGAGCGGCUGGUCAUCAACGGUGUCAUCAAGUCGGACUACUUUGGGGAGAUCGCGCUCCUGAGCCAGCCGCACCUCACGUACGCGACGUCGGAGACGUUCUCGGAGCUCUACGAGCUGCGGCACGCGGACGUCGUCGACACGCUGCGCGAGUUCCCCCGGCUGACGCUGCGCCUGAAGCGCAUCACGGCCAUGCGCAUCAUGCACGUCUUCGAGACGCUCGAGCGCAAGGCGCGCGACGCGCGCGCCGCGGAGCGCGAGUCGCGGCGCGGGGCCGGGCCCGGGGCCGCGGCGCGGAAGCGCAUGUCGACGUUCAACUCCGUCGGCUCCGCGAUCCGCCGCGGGUCGUCCAUGUCCCUGCGCAAGCCGCGGACCGAGCUCGCGGAGCGCCAGCGGUCCGCGUCGUCGCGCAAGGCCUGGGUCGGCCUCGCGUCCAACGACGACAAGGAGGUCGCCGCGCAGAUCAUCCAGCGCAACCUGCUCCGGUCGAAGCGGCGCCGGUCCUGGACGGGCUGGGACGCGCUCAUCAAGGACAUCCAGUCCGACGUCCGCGAGAAGCGCGAGGCGGCGAAGCGGCCCGCGGUCGCGAGCCAGGUCCUGUCCCUGGAGCAGCGCGUCGCCGGCGUCGAGACGAAGCUGGAGGCCAUGGAGCGGCUCAUCGUCGCCGGCUUCGACGACCUGCGGCGCGGACACCGGCUGCCGCCGCGGGGCCCGGCGCCCGCGCGCGCGCUCCACGACGCGCCCGCGCUCGCGCGGACGCCCGUCGCGCCGCCGGCGCCGUCGCGGCUCUCCUUCCCGCCCGCGGAGGCCGCCGCGCCCCCGGCGCCGCGGGCCUUCACGCCCGUCGUGGCGCCCCGGUCGCCCGCGCCGCGCGCGGCGCCGGCGCCCGCGCCGCCGGCCGCGCCGCAGACGCCCUUCGAGCGCCACGUCGCCGCGUUCCGCGCGGCGGCCGCGGACGACGCGGCCGCGAGCCGAGAGCACACGGAGGACCCGCGGCUCAACCCGACGCAGGGGGAGCGCCGCGGGCGCGGCUUCGACGUCGUGCCGCACGUCCACGUGUGGUUCGGCGACCGGGGUGGCCUGGCCUGCUGGCGGUCCCUGAGCGAGACCUGCUACACCUUCGGCCCGCUGGCGUUCAUCGCGAAGGACCUGCGCUCGCGGCUCGCGCUCGCGCGGGAGAUGGAGGCGCGGAUCCGCGCGGCGCCGGCGCACGCGCUGCGCCUCGGGCCGUGCGGCGGCGCCGCGGGCGGGUCCGUGGCCUGGAUGGGCUACGCGGAGCAGGCCCCGCGGCGCGCGUUCGCCUACGUGCUGGGCAUGUGCUUCGGCAUCGUCCCCGCGCGCAUGGAGCUCGUGAGCCUCGACUUCGGGUCGCGGCCGCGCGAGCUCUGGACGCGCCUGGGGUCCCUGCGCCGCGCGCACGCGGCGGCGGCGGCGUCGAACGCGCGGUUGGAGUCCGCGCGGGUCAUGCCGGCCGUCGUCGAGGCGCUGGGCCUGCGGAACGCGACGCUUUUACUCGGCGUCGUCUACUUCGAGCGCUUCGAGCGCGCGCUCGACGGGAGGGGCCGCACGCUCGCGUGCCUCGACUGGUCCGUGCGCUACCCCCUGGUGUUCGUGUGUUUGUUACUCGCGGCGAAGUUCACGAACGACGAGGCGCGGGGGCUGCCGCGGAAAUUCGCGGCGAUUUUGGCGGACGUCGAGGGCCUCGAGGAGGACGUCGUGCUAGCCGCGCUCGCGCAGCUCGAGUUGAUCGUGCUGGAGACGGUGGCCUACGACCUCUCCGUGCCCGACGACCUGGCGACGGAGGAGCGGCGCCACCCGGCGUUCGUCGUGUCGUGGCUGUUGGCCAUGCUCGUGCACAACGGCGCGGGGCCGCCGGGUCUAGCGCCGUACCCGCGGCACCUGCGGUGGCUCGAGAGCGCGGCGAGGCUGCCCGUCUUCUCCGUGCUCGACGACGUCGCGCGCGCGGAGAUCUCGAGCGGCCAUACGGAGGCCAAGGACCUGCGGCGCCACCGGGGCGAGCUCCUCGACGCGCUGCUGCGCAACUCCAUCGCCUUCUGGCUCAAGAGCCUCUUCUUCUUCUCGACGCUGUCCUACUUCUGGGCGACGAUCCACGACAUUUUAGUGCCCGAGGGGUCGCGCUACUGGGCCGCGCCGUCCGCGUGGCGGCCCGUGUCCCAGCUCGAGCCCGCCGCGCUCGCGGUCUGCAUCGUCGGCUCGCUCCACAACGCGGGCGUCAUCUCCGCCGUCAUGGGCGAGUGCGCGCGCGUCUGGGCCCACGCGGCGAACACCGUCGCCAUCCUCCGGAGCUACGCGAGGCCCCUGAGCGCGCCCGCGCCUCCAGAGGACGCGGCCCUACGCGGCCGGCUCCGCACGUCGACGCGGCCCUUCCUCAAGCUCCACCUCACCGCGGCGCCGGACCUCGCCAAGGCGCGGCGAUUACUUCAGUGUGGACCAGCGCAAGUCUGACUCGUUCGAAAGCGACAGGCCCUUUGUCAAGUUAUAUAUUAUGGAGAGCAUUCGAGAUGUCGAGUCAAAACUGGCAGCAUGUGAGUGGUACCGAGAGAACUAUCCCAAGUCACGGCCGCUCUGUGAGGAUACGAUGAUGCCGAAUAAAAGAGGGAAUGCCGACUUCAUCGUAAAGUCCACUCCCCUCGAAUACCUCGAAACACUCUACAUCUGGUGCUGCCUGAAUCAUAACACAGAAAUGGUGCAAAAUUGGUUUAUGAACUUCGCGAUGUCGCAAAGGCUCAACGACCUGUUUGUGAUCCUGGAAAAAUGCGAUGAAGAAUGGCUUGCACGUUUAAGCAUGCGCCACUGUCUGACAUUGCCAAAUCCUGAACUAGCGUAUCGCUCCGCAUGGGAGUCGGGGAGGAGAUCAUUUGCCAACGCCAUACGCGAUCUGGCGCCCUUCUUCGCCGGGCCUUGUUCCUUUAGUAAGUACCUCC